This is a messenger RNA of Mya arenaria, 1469 nucleotides long. Its product is annotated as eukaryotic translation initiation factor 2 subunit 1-like. The record is from RefSeq and is a predicted model, not a curated record. The coding region runs from base 114 to 1103 and encodes 329 amino acids. Gene Ontology annotation, cellular component: multi-eIF complex; eukaryotic translation initiation factor 2B complex; eukaryotic 48S preinitiation complex. Lineage: Eukaryota; Metazoa; Mollusca; Bivalvia; Myida; Myidae. The transcript is spliced from 8 exons. Gene Ontology annotation, molecular function: RNA binding; translation initiation factor activity; ribosome binding.
CUGAGAUAAAAAUAGAAAGGAUUUCCCAGUUCCGGAUUUCCCGUUUUGCACACGAAACAUUACUAUUGUACACAUGGAAAACUGACCAGCUGAACAAAACAUUAAAUUAAAAGAUGGUGUUAUCGUGCAGAUUUUAUGCAAACAAGUUCCCAGAGGUGGAAGAUGUUGUCAUGGUCAAUGUGCGAUCCAUUGCCGAGAUGGGGGCGUAUGUUCAUUUGUUAGAAUACAACAACAUUGAGGGCAUGAUCCUGCUGUCAGAACUGUCUCGAAGACGUAUCCGUUCCAUCAACAAGCUGAUCCGAGUGGGAAGAAACGAAUGUGUUGUUGUCAUAAGAGUUGACAAGGACAAAGGUUACAUUGAUCUGUCGAAGCGCAGAGUGUCACCAGAAGAAGUGAUGAAGUGUGAGGAGAGAUUUGCAAAGGCAAAAGCAGUAAACAGUAUUCUGCGCCAUGUUGGUGAGUUGCUACACUACAAAAAUGACACCCAGCUUGAAGACCUGUACAUGAAAACAGCAUGGAUGUUUGAUGAGAAGCUCAAAAAACCUACAGCUUGUUACGAAAUCUUCAAGCACGCUGUUACGAACCCGGCAACUCUUGAUGAAUGUGAUAUUGAUGAGAAUACGAAAGAGGUUCUGUUGGAAAAUAUUAAAAGAAGACUAACUCCACAGUCAGUCAAAAUACGAUCAGAUAUUGAAGUAGCCUGUACAAAUUACGAAGGGGUAGAUGCGGUAAAACGGGCUUUAAAGAAAGGUUUAGAAUUGUCAACAGAGGUCAUGCCUAUCAAGAUUAACCUCAUAGCCCCUCCCCUGUACGUAGUGACUACACAAACAUUAGAUCGAGGGGAAGGCCUUAUAGCGCUUAACAAAGCCCUAGAAGCUAUCAAAGCCAGUAUAGAAGAAGCAGGGGGCAUGUUUAACAUACAAUUACAGGCCAAGGUUGUUUCUGAUCUUGAAGAACAGGAACUUGCCAAGAAGUUGCAAGAUUUGGAGGAUGAGAACCAGGAGGUGGAUGGAGAUGACGAUGAGGAAGACGAUGAUGAUGAUGACGAUGGCAAUGAUGAGGAUAAAGACAAAAGUGAACCGGAAGAUGAAAAGGGAGAAUGAAGUGCUUGAUUACAGUGUGACUUACUAGGGGAGACAAAUAUAUACCUAGGAUUGAUGAGAUCAAUACAUUGGUUGUAGACCUUUCAAGUCAACCAAUAUGGCAUUUGUUUGGAAUAGAACUAAAAUUUAUCUAUAAAUGACUUUACUUGGAAAGGUUAAUGCAAGGCCAGAAUUGCAAUCUAAAUUGCUAUUUAUGUGUUUAAACAGCUUAAGUUUAUUACAUCCGCAGUUUAUUACAUGAUUUCUUUGAAAGUGCUACUUCUAUCUUGUAAUGUUUGGAACUAAUGACCUCACUUAAUUGGUUAUUGUUCACGAGAAACUGUAAUUUGUAAAUAUCAUAUUAAAUUAAUAAAAACACUGAAAAUA